This is a messenger RNA of Myotis davidii, 1525 nucleotides long. Its product is annotated as interleukin-33-like. Gene Ontology annotation, biological process: positive regulation of inflammatory response; positive regulation of cytokine production. The record is from RefSeq and is a predicted model, not a curated record. The annotation marks the transcript as partial. Lineage: Eukaryota; Metazoa; Chordata; Mammalia; Chiroptera; Vespertilionidae. The transcript has a single exon. Gene Ontology annotation, molecular function: cytokine activity.
CCUGGAAUGAGGUAUUCAACCACCAAAAUUUCCCCAGCAAAGAUGAACAACUCAGCGGGAAAAGCCCUGGUAAAAUCUUCUGGGUUGAGAAAAUCCCAACAGAAGGCCAAAGAAAUUUACAAGAUGUACUUUAUGCAGCUAUGUUCUGGCCUUGUCAUAGAAAAGAAGACCUGUUACUUUAGGAAAGAAACUGUCAAAAGGCAUUCACCAGAAACAGUUGGAAAUUGCAAAGAGCCACAUCUGCUAUUCACUACCUUUUGGAAGCACCUGGAACACCUUGAACAAUUUGUGGAGGCCUUCCCCUUUGAUAUGCCUGUGGUCUAGAAAGAUACUAGAACAUUUGAUGGCUCAAGUAUCUUAGAAUGUUCUUUUUCCCUGAACACAUAUAGCGAUCAAUCCAUUACUUUUGGUUUUGCGGAUGGAGGUUAUGAGAUCUAUGUUGAAGAUUAGAGGGAAAAACAAGAGAAAUACAAGGUAUUAUUCUGUUACUCUGUCUUGCAGUUACCUGCAAGUGAAACAGGUUUUUGUGUUGAUUGUCACAAAUUAAUGGUAAGCCUCAGUCUUACAAAAGACAAAGAUUUCUUGCUGCAUGCCAACAACAAGGAGCACUCUGUGAAGCUACAGAAAUGUGAAAAUUCGUUGCCAGUCCAGAUCUUCUUUUUUCUUCAUACUGAGCUCCAGCCCUUCCCAUGUGUUUCAUUUGAAUGUAAGAGCAAUCCUGGAGUGUUUAUAGGAGUAAAGGAUAACCAUGUUGCUCUAAUUAAAUUAGAGCAUUUAAGAAGAGAGAAUAUAAAAUUUAAGCUGUCUUGAAUGUAAUGUGUUUGAAAGUUAUGAAUCCUGGGUUGAGUAGCCCAAAUAGCUACCAUGGAAGAGAUUGUCAAAAAGAGAGAGAGAUGAAAUAGAAUCUCUUGCCCUUUAAACAAUAACUCCCUUUCUUGUUCUUUCCCAGGCCAUAGUAACCACUAUUUCUACUUGUUAGUUCUGUAAGUUUACCUCUUCUAGGUGCCUCAUAUAAGUGUAAUAAGAUAAUAGAUGUCCUGAUGGUGUCUUUUAUAGCACAAAAGUUUAAUUUUGAUUAAGCUUAAUUUAUAUUUUAUAUUUUAAAUAAUUUUUAAUCUUAAAUUUGUAAAUUUAUAUUGUCACUGUGCUUUUGGUGUUGUAUUUAAGAAGCCAUUGCCUAAUCAAAGGUCAUGAAGAUUCACUUGAACCAUUUUUGAAUACUCUCUUGGUCCUCCCAUCCAUAUUUAAAAUAUCAAUAUAAUUAUUAAGAUUUUUAUGGGGAGGGUUUAUUAAAUGCCCUCUUUUUACAUUUUUAGAUCAAAAUAAUGGGUUUCAAACUGUAGAAUCUCCUGGGAUGCUUAUUAAAGCACAGGUUCCUUAGAUGAGUUUUGUACAUUUGUAGCAAACUUCUAGUAGACCAGCAUCAUGUAGUUGAAAAAGUGUGGAAUUAAAAUAGUCCAGUGUGGCCUGGCCAGCGUGGCUCAGUGUUUGAGCAUCAACUAUGAACCAGGAGGUCAUGGUUCGA